AUCAUCAAAGUGGACAAACCGGGCUCGACCCAACCCACUUAAUAACCCUAAUUUAAAACCCUAAAACACAAAUUCCACCAUCUCAUCGCAUUCCAGUUGCAGUUGGCCUCCGUCUUCGAAUCCAGCAGCAGGAGCAAGAUGAGUCAUGGAGGAGCGAAGGGCGGGAAGAAGAAGCAAUCGACGUUCGUGAUUGAUUGCGGGAAGCCUGUUGAGGAUAAGAUCAUGGAGAUUGCAUCUCUUGAGAAGUUUCUUCAGGAGAGAAUCAAGGUUGGUGGCAAAGCUGGAAAUCUCGGUGACUCCGUUACCAUUUCCCGUGAAAAGAACAAGAUCUCCGUCACUGCUGAUAGCAACUUCUCCAAAAGGUAUUUGAAAUACCUAACAAAGAAAUACUUGAAAAAACACAAUGUGAGGGACUGGCUUCGGGUGAUUGCUUCUAACAAAGAACGCAAUGUGUAUGAGUUACGUUACUUCAACAUUGCUGAGAACGAGGGCGAAGAGGAAGACUGAGCGGAAGGUUGACUUUGUUUUAUGUUUGUUUUUCUACCUGGAUUGGCUUUUAAAAUAUGUUAUCAGAUUUAUUUUAUCAACUGUAUUCUGGUACAAUUUUGAGUUUUAGGUGCUUUUGCACUGAUCUUGAUUUCACUUCCAUGGCAAAUGCAUCUUUGAUUCAUCUAAA
Helianthus annuus (common sunflower) is the source of this 676-nucleotide messenger RNA. Its product is annotated as 60S ribosomal protein L22-2. The transcript has 3 exons. NCBI's taxonomy places the organism in Eukaryota, Viridiplantae, Streptophyta, Magnoliopsida, Asterales, Asteraceae. The coding region runs from base 139 to 507 and encodes 122 amino acids. Gene Ontology annotation, biological process: cytoplasmic translation. Gene Ontology annotation, cellular component: ribosome. The record is from RefSeq and is a predicted model, not a curated record. Gene Ontology annotation, molecular function: RNA binding; structural constituent of ribosome.